CAAGAAGCAUUGUAGCUGUAUAUAGUACCUGUAUGCUAGUAGUUCUUUUGCGAGUCCAGUUAAAUAUUAUUGGCGGCUACAUCUACCUAGAUAAUGCUGCACUCUGCAAAAACGGCACAACACCACUAGCUCCCCCUGAAGUUCAACAGCAAUAUUUAUCAAGUAUUCAGCACCUUUUAGGAGAUGGACUGACUGAGUUGAUAACUAUUGUUAAACAAGCUGUGCAUAAAGUUUUUGGAAGUAUUUCCCUUAAGCACACCCUAUCUCUUCUGGAGCUGGAACAGAAACUUAAAGAUAUCAGGAAAGUAGUGGAACAUAAAGAUUCAGAUCAGAUGGCAUCUUACUCUCCUUUAUGUCAUUAUCUGAUGCCAGAUGAAGAAAACCCCUUGGCUACCCAGGCCUGUGGACUCACAGAAAGAGACAUUGCUACAAUUAAAUUACUUAAUGAAACUAGAGAUAUGCUAGAAAGUCCAGACUUCAGUACAGUUUUGAGCACGUGUUUAAAUAGAGGAUUCAGUCGACUGCUGGACAAUAUGGCAGAGUUUUUUAGACCUACUGAACAGGACCUCUCUCAGAAUGGCUCUGUAAAUAGUCUUUCCAGUGUCAGUCUUCCUUUAGCCAAGAUAAUUCCAAUAAUAAAUGGACAGAUCCAUUCGGUAUGCAGUGAAACACCCAGUCACUUUGUUCAGGACCUGUUGAUGAUGGAACAAGUGAAAGAUUUUGCUGCUAAUGUUUAUGAAGCUUUUAGUACCCCUCAGCAACUAGAGAAAUGAACUGCACAUUUAUAGGAAUAGAUCGUGUAUUUAUAACAAAUCCCUUGUGACUACUGAUGAGACUUGGGUUAAUUUUAUAAUGGUGUAGGAGUGGUAGAUCAGCAGAAAGAACAUUUGGAAAAAAGUGAGAGUGAGCCCAUAUUUUUCUGUUUCAAACACCAAUUAAAAAUAUUCUUGUUGAAAGAAUCAUUGUAUGUAAAGACUUUUCUAUUAAAAAAAAGUGGUUGAACUCUUCCAUAACUCAUUUGAUUAUUUUCAUUGCAUCUGAAAGGCAUCUGGUGGCAGUAUUACAACAAGUUCCUAAAAAAAUCCAUUUGUUUGCCUGAGGUUUGUAAGUUUUGGAAAAAACUAAUGAUAGUGAUCUAAGAAUAGCACAG
Pelecanus crispus (Dalmatian pelican) is the source of this 1150-nucleotide messenger RNA. NCBI's taxonomy places the organism in Eukaryota, Metazoa, Chordata, Aves, Pelecaniformes, Pelecanidae. The record is from RefSeq and is a predicted model, not a curated record.